UCCGCAGGGCAAACUUUCUGUUUCCCAUCAAAGCCCCGAUGCGCUCCGGUCUGAGCGCGGCCCGCAGGUGAGAGCGGGAUUUAUGUUUGAGUGCCCUGAUGACCGGUGGAGGAGAGAGCGCGGGGGGUUACAUACGCGCCCGGAGUUCAGUCCGUCCCGUUCAGGUCGCGAUACGCGCCUGCUCCGAGGGGAUUUACGAGCCGUCAAACCAGGGCUCUCGCAGCCGCGGCGCAGCGGUGGCCCUUGUGCCGGUGGAGUCCCUGCAGUCUUCUAUAGGUAUAGUGCCAAAGGAAUACAGAAUGUGGACUCACCCUAAAAGCGGUGGUGGUGGUGGUGACGACGAUGAUGAUGAUGAAGAUGAACUGUUUGCAAAUGUAGAGUCAUUACGGAAUCAGCUGAGGAGAACUGAAAGGGAUCUGCAAACUGUAGGGGAAGAACUUUCCAGCACUAGUGCAAGUGAACAUUCUGACUACCUUGAAGAGGCUGUAGACCUUGUUCUGGAAGAUCUUGUUGAACCAAAUUGCAACUAUCAAGGCUCUUCCGAUUGUAAGAAAAAUGCCAGUAAAACAUCUUGUCACGAGAGAGAUUUUCAAACAAAAUCCAAAUCCUACCCAGUAUCUACAACUUCCGAUAAAACUGUGGAACAAGAAAAUAAGCAUCUUAAGGAGAAGCUGAACGCACUUCAUGAACAAAAUGCAUCUUUGACUUCUCAGAACCACUACCUAAAAAAUAAAAUUGAAACAAUCAACUUUGAAUUGAUGCAGUCAAAAACAAGAAUUUCUUAUCUUGAAUCGGCUUUAGGUACACGUUCAGCCAGCAUUCCUAAACUAGAAGAACAGAUUGUAAAUUUGGAAGCAGAAGUUUCAGCUCAAGAUAAAAUUCUGAGAGAUGCAGAAGAUAAACUAGAGCAAAGUCAGAAAAUGAUAGUGGAAAGAGAACAUAUGCUACAAAGAUAUAGAGAGGACUACAAAAAUCUGAAAAUGGAGUUAAUUGAACGAAGCAAGCAAGGAAAGAGAGCAGAACAGCAAAGAAAUGAGGCUUUGUUGAAUGCUGAGGAGCUGACAAAAGCUUUCAAAAAGUAUAAAGAGAGAAUAACUGAAAAAUUGGAAAAGGUUCAAGCUGAAGAAGUAGUCUUGGAAAAAUAUUUAAAUAAUUGUGAAAAGGAAAAAGAGAAGUUGAAUGAGAAGUGUGUCAGCUAUAGAAAAGACUUAGAAAUCCUGGAAGAGCAGCUAAGGCAAUCAAGGGAAGAGAAUCAUAGCACAAAAGAAGAAAUUAAGAAUCUAGAGGCAAAGAAUGCUGAAACAGUAUCACUGCUGACUCAGUCUAACCAGAAGAUCCUAAAGCUUGAGAGAGAUCUUAGUGACAAAGAAAUAGUACUUAAAGAAAAAAAUGCUUUAAUAAGUGAAAAUGCAGAGCUGAAAGCACUUACAGCACAGCAACAUGACCGCCUGAAGUUAUGUCAUCAAGAAAUAGAGGAUUCAAGGAAAGAGCUCAGCACACUAGAAACCAUUAUUUCCCAGUUGUCUCUUAGUACAUCUGAGGAGUUUAAAUGGCACCACUUGAAACAUCAGCUGCCCAGUUCUUCCACAAAAGAAGCGCUUUCAGACUCUUGUGAAUCAAAUAAAUCUUUCAUUGCAGACCUGAGACUGAAAUUGGCAGUGAAAGAAGCAGAAAUUCAAAAACUUCGCACAAACUUAACUGUAUGCAAGAUAGCUGAGCAUCUUUCUAAUGAUAAUGAAGGACAAGAAAGUAGCAGAUUAUGUGUCAUGGAAAGAGAGCCUGUCAAAUUGACUGGAAAUCAAGCAGAGAGGAGAAAAUGUCAACAGUUGGAACUUAUCAGCAAACAAUUUGAAAAGGAGAGACAAAGAUUCAAGAAAGAGAUAGAAGAGUUACAUACUGAACUGACAAAAGUGAAUCAUGAGAACUCUACUUUGAAGACCAGCAUGGCUCAGAGAGCCAGUCAGUUUCAAAUCAUACAAGAAGAACUGCUGGAGAAGGCUUCAAAAACUAGUAACUUAGAGCGAGAAGUAGCAAAGAAAUCUUCUCAACUUUCUGCACUUGAGAAACAGUUGGAAGAAAAGACUGUUGCUUAUUCUUUAGCUGCAGCAAGAAAUACUGAGUUGGAAAAGGAAGUCAUGGAAAAGAACAGCCACAUUCAUAAGUUGGAAGGAACCAUCAGUGAAGAACAUGAGCAAAUAGCUUUAGCUUUUGAAAAAGCAAAGUUGAUUCAGCUUGAGCAGCACAAAGAGAUGGAGAAACAGAUUGAACUACUUCAGACACAGCUUGAUAAGAAACACCAACAAUUCAUUGAACAAGAGAAAACAAUCUCUAUUUUACAGCAAGAUGUUAUAUGUAAACAACAACGCAUUGAGUCAUUGGAUGGGCUACUGAUAGAAAGCAGAGAGGAAAUGGAAAAACAAAAUGUCAAGAAAGAUGAAGGAUUGAAGAUACUGCAAAAUCAGUUAACUGAAGAAACAAUCAAAGUGAGACAACUUCAGUCAGCGCUGGACAUAUGUAAGGAAGAACUUGCACUGUAUUUGAGUCAAUUAGAAGAAAACAAGGAGAUAUUUGAAAAUCAGCUUAAAAAGAAAUCUGAAGAGGUUUGUUGGUUACAAAAAGAAAUAAAACUAAAAAGUCAAAAUCUUCAGGACACCAGUGAACAAAAUGUUCUCCUACAACAAACUUUGCAUCACCAGCAGCAAAUGUUACAGCAAGAAACUAUUAGAAAUGGGGAGCUGGAAGAUAAUCAAUUUAAACUUGAAAAACAGGUAUCUAACUUGGAACAAGAGCUUCAGAAGCAGAAAGCAUAUGCAGAAGAUGAAUUGAGAAAGGCAGAGGGGAAACUCUGUCUAGCUUCUCAGGAAGCAGAUUUAAAAAGACGAAAGGUGACUGAACUUACUAGCACAAUCAGGGAGAUUAAAUUGGAGAUGGAUCAGUGCAAGGCUGAACUUAUUCGUGUGGAAAAAGAAGUAGUGCAAUUAAAACAAGAUGGUGAAGACAAAACAGUGCAGAUAAAUCAACUGGAUGUUAUUUUGGAAGAAACACGAUCAGAACUCAGUAAAAAGGCAAAUGAGGUGAAUGAAUUAGAAGAUAAGCUGCUUCAAAGUGAGACUUGCCAUAGGGAAGCCUUACAGAAAAUAGUAGAACUAGAAUCUUCAUUACAGAGUGCCCAUGGAGAACUAAAAAACACUUUAAGACAGCUUCAGGAACUGCGAGAUGCAUUACAGAAGGCACAGUCCUCUCUGGAGGAGAAGCGUAUUGCUAUUAAGGAUCUAACAGCUGAGCUCAGGUACUGCAAGGGAGAAAUGGAAGACAAAAAGCAAGAACUCCUCGACAUGGAGCAAGCACUGAAAGAAAGGAAUUGGGAACUGAAACAAAGAGCAGCUCAGAUUACACAAUUGGAUAUGACAGUUCGUGAACAUCGGGGAGAAAUGGAACAACAAAUAAUUCGAUUAGAAGGCAAUUUAGAGAAAUCAGAGUUAGAAAUUAAGGAACGCAAUAAGCAGAUUGAGAGCUUAGAUAGCAAACUCCAGCAUUCUAAAGAUGAGCUUCGUGAAAAAGAAUUUGAACUGCUCCAGAGAGAUCAAGAAAUAAAUCAGCUGAAGAAAAAAAUUGAAAAGAACCAACAAAGGCUAGCAACUUUUGAAAAGAUGGUGAAAGAUCAGGAGAGUUGCAUUGGAGACCAAUACAAGGAAGCAUUAGAUUUGGGUCAGCAAUUGAGGCUGGAACGAGAACAGCUGCAGCAUACUCACUCAGAACUGCUGGAGACUCGUCGAUUACUAGUUCAGGCUCAAAGAGAAGCAGACAGGCUGUCACAUGAAUUGGAAGAAGUAAACCAUCUGUCUCGAGAAAAGGAAUCUCGUGCAAAUCGUUUGGCAGAAGAACUUGGUGCUGCCCAAGCUCGUGAAGCUCAACUAGAAGCACGAAUGCAAUCUGAGAUAAGAAAGCUUUCUACAGAAUUAGAUUUGUUAAAAGAUGCUUGUCAGCUAGAGAUUGCUCAUCAGAAAGACCAAGCAAAAUGGCAGAUAUCAACAGAAUACCAAAAAGCUGGUUCUUACCAUCUCAGUGGACAGUUGCAACAAGUAAAGAGAGAGUUAGAAGAGGCUCAAGAAACUGUCAGUAAUCUGCAGCAACAAUUUCAGGUCAGAGAUGAAAUGGUUCGUGCUGCAAGUGAAGGGUUGCUUAACAAGGGGCAAGAAUUGUGAAGGAAGGAGCGUUUCCUACUGGACAUGCAGUAGCCCACAAAAGCUAUUGCUGGCAAUGCAGCACUGCAUUCAAAGAGGAAAUUUUAAUAUAGGAGAGUUGUAAAUAAUGAAUGUAUUUGUAUUGACACUAAUGCCAACCUUUUUUAUUUUUUUGAAAUAUUUUUGAGAUUAUUGCCUUGAUAUAAUCACUUAUUAUUUUGGUUUUUGUGAAAUAAAGUUUAUUUUUAAGUAUCUUAACUUGUAGGAAUGAAUUUCAACUGUCAUCUUUUUACUAGGAUUUUAGUCUAUGUGUUUGUGUUCCCCGUCUGACUUCUAAUUAAGAGCACAAUGUUAUUAUCUUAUUUACAGUUUUUGUUCUGGAAUAUUUUCACUUUUUUGUCACAUUUGAUGUGCAGAAACAAUUUCCUAUUGAAACUAACAUGUUUGUAAGAUGUUCUAGGAUGCUGAUUUGAUCAAGAUCAUGUGUGGAUGCUCUGGCAAAACCACCUUACUUCACUUCAACUAUGUUUUUUUUUUUUGUUUUGUUUUGUAUUUUUUUAACAUUUGAAAGAAAAAAGGUGCAGGACAGGUACGUAAAGGUUGAAGUUGUUUUUUUCUAGAAGAAUCCAUAUAAAAGCUACUUUGAGAAAGGUGGCAUCAUAACUAUGCAUUCCAAAACAUCUUUCCAGCUUUCCAAAUGUAUUACACAUUCAGCUAAUACAAACGUUCUGGCUGUGACUCUAGUCGUUAAUAUUUAUAUUUACCAAAGAGUCAGAAACUGCCUAAAUCUGAGUCUGAUUAAUGCAAAUCUGGUUUGCAUGCAUUACGCCAUGCUAUACAUAACUUAAACAGCUUUGCUAAUCUGAUGACAUAGAGCAAGAGGAACGGAGAUGAAUGUACUGCAAUUUAAGGAGUAAGCCCAAAUUUUGUUUUGUGUAUUGAGGGUAUUUUGGGCAGCAACACUAGCUUUUGUAUUUCUGUAAUUGUGUAGGUGGAAGUAUGCUAAACUCCUCUCUAGCAGGUAAGUCACUUUUACUAGUUAUGCAAAGAGGCUUCCAAGCAAAACUGCUCUAGUUUUAGUAGUUACACAAAACCAGACACAUUUUGCUGCUUUUGACAAGAUCAAGACAGGCACAUCUGAAGUAUGUAUUUCUGCAGUUUUGCAUUAUUUAUUUUGCCACUAUGAAAAUUGUGUUGUAGCAAAAAAUAGUUUCCUUAUAUGUAUGUUUCAAUGUUUCAAGUCAAGCCAUUUGUUUCUCUACAUAAUACUAAAUGAAAAGCUUUAGAAUUAAGUUGACCAGUGUAAUAAUUGUUUUUUUUUUUUCCUUUAAACACAUCAGUUUGCUUUCAGACUAGAAAUCUAUGCACCAAAUUUCAGACUGGUCUUCUAAAGUAAAGGAAUAUUUAAUCCUGUCAAACUAGGAUUUCAUGUGGAGAAUGAAAUCUGUCCUUAAUUAUAGUUGCAUCAUAACACUAGCGGAAUUCCACUAACAUUGUUGCCUUGUUUGCCCCUCCUGAGUGCACUAAAUGUAAAUGUGCAUGAGCAGCAGAAGCAUUUUUGCCUAAAUACUGAAUCAGCUAAAUAGCGUUUGUACUAAAAUUAUUUAUCUGGAUGUUACUUUCUUAAGUAAAGUCAUUUGUCCAUCUUAUUUAUCAAA
Messenger RNA from Rhea pennata, 5842 nucleotides. RefSeq names its product coiled-coil domain containing 18 (gene CCDC18). Bases 99 to 4205 code for a protein of 1368 amino acids. The record is from RefSeq and is a predicted model, not a curated record. The transcript is spliced from 28 exons. NCBI's taxonomy places the organism in Eukaryota, Metazoa, Chordata, Aves, Rheiformes, Rheidae.